AUGCACGACAAGGCCAUUGCCGUUUGGACUGUCGACUCGGAGCUCCGACUGAGUAGCGCAUUCCAGCAGCAGGCGACGAAACCUAAGCACGUGGCGGCCGGUGGGAAGAAUCUACGCGAGCCAGGGUGGCAGUGUGUGUUGGAAGCACUCCAGCCAUUUGGAUUUGAUUCCACGGGACAACUGCAGUCGAAGUGGCGACGCAUGAAAUGCGAUUUCGCGGACUACGCGUUCCUUCUCAACUUGUCGGGGUUUGGUGAUGGCUUCUCGGACGACAAGUGGGGUGAAUUGGACGCCGGGCGACCCAAGUCAAAGUUGUCGCGAUUCAAGGACAAGCCCUACCAACACUGGGAGGCCAUGUCAAGUGUUAUUGGGGACUCGAUGGCGCGUGGGGACAAUAUCGUGUCAGCAUCGGGAAUUGUGCAGGGUAUGAGCACUGCUGAAGACGUCGUGGGUGCAGUCGUGAAACGUGGCGUUGCGCGCAGCUCGUCUGUUGUGGAAUGUGGAGACGUCGAUCUGGAUCAGGCUGUGGCGGAGGCCGUUGCUUCACAAGAAGAGUUCUCGCGGCCCGGUUUUGACGCCAAGAGGACCCAAAGCCGCUUCACCUUGCUCCUUGAGGGCCACCGGGUUCGCGACGAUGAGUCCAUGAGAGCAUCAGGCGUCGCCGAAGACUACAGUGAGAAGUCACAACUGCUGGACGAGUUGUCUUCCGUUUACGACGACUGGAAGAAGCGUGACAAGUUGCGCCUGGAAGAUGUUAUGCGUGAGGCGGAGCGAGUCGAGACGAUGGGGGCAACAAUUCGUGAAGAAGCGAUGCAGUCAUUGGGCAAACGCAAGAAGAUCGACCAAGUCGACGGUGAUGCCGGCGGCGGCAACAACGGAGGCACUUUAGCCAAGAUGAUGAAGAUGAUGCAUGACGAUAACAACGCUGACCUGGAGUUUCGUAAGUACCAGUACGAAAAAGACCAAGAAGAGCGUGAAGCUGUGCGAUCCCGCGAAUAUGAAGAGCGACGCAACUCAAUUACGCAUGCAUCUUGA
This is a messenger RNA of Aphanomyces astaci, 1035 nucleotides long. RefSeq lists its product as hypothetical. NCBI's taxonomy places the organism in Eukaryota, Oomycota, Saprolegniomycetes, Saprolegniales, Verrucalvaceae. Bases 1 to 1035 code for a protein of 344 amino acids. The transcript is spliced from 3 exons. The record is from RefSeq and is a predicted model, not a curated record.